CUAAUACACAUCCUUAUUAUUCACGUCCUAAAAUUGGUGUUAAACGUCGAUCAUCAUUUUCAGAAAGUUCAGUAGAUAAUUUUCAUGAAAUUAUGCCAAGACAGAAAUCAGUGACAUUUCAAAAACCUACUGCUGAUACUACAGAUGAAAGUGAAACUGAUUUUAACUAUGAUGAUGAUGGUGAUAUUGGGGAUUGUCCAACAUCAUCUUCAGAAUUCUCCAGCCAAUAUGAAUAUUUCCCUGACAAGAAAAGAAUACAAAAAGUAGAUUCUGAAAGUGGUGAUUCUGAAUUGUCUGAUUUUUUGGAUACCAUCAUACCAGAUGAUGAAUUAUCCAGUGUUUAUUCAUCACAAGAUCAAAGCGCGAAUAAAGAGAAUCAUUAUCAACAACAUUCAUAUUUUUCAAAAGAUGAUAGUGAUUUACUAAUUAACAAACGUAUAUCACCAGUUUUGCCAUUAUCUGAAGCUGAACGACGUAUUCAACGAUUAAAUGAAUUGCCAAAAUUAAUACAAGCAGAACGUGUAGUUAUUUUACAAGCUAGUUCAGCAUUACAACAGAGUGUCAGUAUUACUUAUCGAAAAAAUCCUGAAGACUGUGAUAGACUACGUGAAUUGGGUCCAGGUUCUCGGGUUCAUGUAGAAGCUAGCAGAACAAUGCUAAUAGCUUGUCAACGACGUCAAGUAUUGAUGGAAGAACUUGCCUUAUUGCAUCGAGGUUCUCCAGUUCUUGUACCACCUGCACGUGGUGAUCCUAUACGUGCUCGUAUGAAACUAAGCGCUAUUCGUUUAUCUCUUAAAACUUCGAACAUACCGAAUGAUCCUACAAGUGGAGGUGGUUAUGUUGUUGUUGGUGUUGGACGUGAAGCUGGUGGUUGGAAUGUUCCUACUUUGAAAUCACGUACUGACAAUCAUUUAGGUCAACCAACAUGUUAUCAUUUAAUUGCUGUCAUCAAAUGCCGUGGUGAAGGUCGGUUGUAUCACAGUGAACUAGUGACCUUGAUGCAUGUGAGUGACUUACCUGUUGGGAUGUACCGACCUGCUCCUUAUGUAGAUCUGCCAGCAAAACUAGAG
Schistosoma turkestanicum is the source of this 1070-nucleotide messenger RNA. The record is from the annotation of a GenBank genome assembly. NCBI's taxonomy places the organism in Eukaryota, Metazoa, Platyhelminthes, Trematoda, Strigeidida, Schistosomatidae.